Messenger RNA from Boleophthalmus pectinirostris (great blue-spotted mudskipper), 3201 nucleotides. RefSeq names its product glypican 6b (gene gpc6b). Gene Ontology annotation, biological process: cell migration; regulation of protein localization to membrane; regulation of signal transduction. The coding region runs from base 308 to 1966 and encodes 552 amino acids. The record is from RefSeq and is a predicted model, not a curated record. The transcript has 9 exons. Lineage: Eukaryota; Metazoa; Chordata; Actinopteri; Gobiiformes; Gobiidae. Gene Ontology annotation, cellular component: synapse; cell surface; plasma membrane.
AGCAGCGCAGGGCUUCGUCUACUCCGCCGCCAAGUUGAGUGAAAGGAGCUGCGCGGAUUCAUGUGGCACCUGCACGCGCUCUCUCGGCUUUUGUACCGUGCCUCUGGACUUCUUUUAUUAAUUAAUCUUGGCUCCGGACACGAACCGUAUUGACUUGAAGACAUGUCUUGGUAAACCACCACUAGUGAAGUUUUAACCAAUAACCGCUUUAUCAAGUCCUUGCAGUUGAUCUGUGGAGGGACUUGUAACCAGCAAGCGAGACACUACAGAGAAGCGCAAUCAAUACGGAUCUCUGAACAAGUCAACAAUGGUCCGACUAGAGACUAUUUUUUGCACUUUUUUGCUGUCUGUUGCAGCGAGGGCAGAUUUGAAAGCACGUAACUGCAGCGAGGUGCGGGAGGCAUGUGCAAGCAGAGGCUUCAGCUUUGGAUACGUCCCUCUUCAGGAGGUCCCAGGGGAAAAUCUGCGGGUGUGUCCGCAGGGGAACACAUGUUGCACUGUGGAAAUGGAGGACAAAUUUGGCCAACAGAGCAAACAGGACUUUGAGACUUUAGUGGAUGAAAUCAGUCACAAUUUAAGGAGCACCUUUGUUUCCAGACACAAACGCUUUGACGAGUUCUUCUUGGAGCUGCUGGAGAACACGGAGCGCUCCCUCAAUGAGAUGUUUGUCAAGACCUACGGCAAGCCUUACAUGCAGAACUCAGAGGUGUUUGAGAACCUUUUCGCUGAAUUGAAGCGAUAUUACACCGGGGGGAAUGUAAACCUGGAGGAGAUGCUUAAUGACUUCUGGUCCCGACUGCUGGAGCGCAUGUUCACUCUGCUCAACUCACAGUAUGUCAUCACGGAGGACUAUCUGGAGUGUAUCAGCAAGUACACGGACGAGCUCAAACCCUUUGGAGACGUGCCCAGGAAGCUGAAGGCUCAGGUUACGCGCGCAUUCAUCGCCGCACGCACAUUUGUUCAGGGGCUCUCUGUGGGGCGAGAGGUGGCACAGAGAGUGGCCAAGGUGAGCAGCACAGCGUCCUGUAUCCGAGCUCUGACCAGGCUCAUGUACUGCCCCUUCUGUCAGGGCAUGCCCUCAGUGAAGCCCUGUAAGAACUACUGCCUCAACGUCAUGAAGGGCUGCCUGGCCAAUCAGGCCGACCUCGACCCAGAGUGGAAUCAGUACAUUGAUGCUAUGCUGCUGGUCGCGCAGAGGCUAGAGGGACCUUUCAACAUUGAAUCUGUCAUGGAGCCUAUUGAUGUGAAGAUUUCAGAGGCCAUCAUGAAUAUGCAGGAUAACAGCGCCCAGGUUUCCUACAGGGUUUUCCAAGGUUGUGGCCAGCCCAAACCCGCAGGAAUGAGCAGAUCCGCACGUGGUGUUUCGGACGUGUUUACCGCCCGCUUCAAGCCCUACAGCCCCGAGGAGCGCCCCACCACUGCAGCUGGCACUAGCCUCGACAGACUGGUGGCUGACAUAAAAGAGAAGCUGAAGACCUCAAAGAAGUUCUGGUCUGGUCUCCCCGACAUGCUGUGUGACGGAGACAGAGUGACACAAGGCAACUCCACCGAUGAAGACUGUUGGAACGGACACUCCAAGGGCAGGUAUUUCCCAGAGGUACAGAAAGACGGACUGACCAACCAGGUGAGCAAUCCAGAGGUGGAGGUGGACAUCACGCGUCCUGACACUAAUAUAAGGCAGCAGAUCAUGGCUUUGAGAGUAAUGACGAAUAAACUGAAGAACGCCUACAAUGGGAAUGACAUCUACUUCCAGGACUCGGGUGACGAGGGCAGUGGCUCAGGCUCGGGCAGUGGCUGCACAGAGGACUGCCCCACAGAGUCAGAGAGCCCUGCGUCUGAAGCGCCCGUGGUGGAGGCAGACCGCAGCGAGCCCGUGGGUGCCUCUGUCCCGCUCCACACGCCUCCUGUCGCCAUGACAACCGCCCUGGUGCUGUUGGCCCUGACACUUCAGCGACAAUGGAGAUAAUGCUGGAGUAUAUGGCCUCACGCGGACAGCUUUCUUCUUUUUGCAGUUUUAUAAGGCGGCAUUUUGGAGCGACAGUGGAGCCUUGGGCUUGUCUGCUCUGAAAAAGGAGGAAUGAGAUCCCAAUUUCCCAAAGAUUGAGCUGUGCCAUAAUUUGGACUUUAUGGCAUCACUUCAUCAUAUGAGCUGAUGUCCACCUGAAGGACUCUGCUGCUACAGAGACUAAAGAGAAAGUCUUGCACUUAGGGCUGGUCAUAUUGUUGGUGUCCAUGUGGAAAAUGUUACGCACUUUGAUUUUUUAAAUGCAAAAGUGGUGUGUUCUUGAGAAAGGGGUUUUGUUUUGAUGCACCCAAUGAAGGCACAAAAAGUUUACAAUAUGUUCUAAUAUAUUUUAAAAUAUCAUAGGGAAAUUAUAUAACAAAUACAGGAACAUGUGAUUUUUUUUAGGGUUAUCUUAUACCAUGUGCCAAUUUUUCAUUUAUGCUGAAAUGUUACUCCAUAUUCAUGUCAAAUUUCAAUAGUAUAUAAUCUUACUGGAUCUGCCUUGCUCCUGUCUGUCCUCUCAAACUGUUUAGCAAAGCAACACUUAAUGGCUGACGUCUUAACUUCAUUUCCUCUUGCCUUGCCACUAGUUCAUUAUUUACAAAAGUAUAUAUAUAUUCUCAUCCAAUGCUAUUUUUAGUACAAAACGUUGAGGUGACCUGUAAUACAAAACAAUUCAUGGUAACAGUCCAAUAAUUAUCACAUAUGCCGGUCAUAUUGAACUACAAAAUAUUUAUGCUGAAUUAUUUAACUCUGCCAUACUGUUGUAGUAUCAAAAUUACACUAAUCAAUAUGAUUCAGUUAUUCCAAAACCACUGUCAGUGAAAGUGCAUGUUUAUUCCAUACAGAAUCACUAUUACUGAAGAUGUCUUGCACUGCUGUCUUCCAAAAUUUGGCUUAGAACAAUGUAUUUCCUCAACGUACAACAGGUAACACAAAAUAGAGAGUAUGGAAAAGAAAAAAUAAUAUGCAGUGCUUUCUGGAAAUGCAAAGAAAGGGUCCCUAAAUGUAUCUGUGCAGCCUGAAUGGUCAUGUCCGUGGACAGGCUCGGAGCGGACUACAGUCACCUGUGAAAUGAGAAUGUGUGUGCGGUGGUCAGGGCUGAACGCUCCGAUGAAACCCUCACAGCAGCGAGCGGGAUACGGGGGAGGGACGGGGGGAGAGAGAGAGAGAGAGACCAGUCACAGAGGGCAGAG